AUGGUUUUUACCUUUUCAGAACCACAAUCAACGUCACGAGGAAGAAAAGUAACGAUUACAGUAUCAUCACGGCCAACACUUGGGAAGCUACCUAAACCUAAUUACCAAAAUAUGGAAUAUAAAAAACUUCUUAUUGGCAAAGACGAAGAAGAUGUGGAGAUGGCUACAAAACGAGCAACUGCAUAUGAUGCAUCACCAGAAUGCAAAGUAGGUGUUGUUGUGUUCAGGGGUGCUGGCGUAGUAUUAGCACUGCAUUAUUCUAAUCCUGAAACAGAGAAUAAAAACAAUAUUAGACGAUCUACUCGUCCACAAACAGGAUCAUCUUUAUUUCAUCGGAAACCAAUAUUGAUUUUAAUUAUCGUUGUUGUUUUCAUCCUAAUAACUGUCAUUAGCAUUACAAGAUGGAUUACUUUCACUAAAAAAGCCAAAACAACAAUGAAUGAACCGAAAUUCAACAAAUGGAAACAAAAUGCCAUCACUGUGGCUGGUGGAAAUCGAAAAGGACAAGGAUUAAAUCAACUUAAUUUUCCUUAUGGAAUCUUUAUUGAUCAAAAGAAAACUAUUUUCAUUGCUGAUUGUUGGAAUCACCGUAUUGUUGAAUGGAAAUAUAAUGCUAACCAAGGACAAAUCAUUGCAGGUAGAAAUGGUGAGGGAAACCAAACGGAUCAAUUGAAUUAUCCAUCAGAUGUGAUUGUUGAUCAACAGAAUCAUUCGAUUAUCAUUGCUGAUCAUGACAACAGACGAGUGAUUCAAUGGUUAAAUCAAAAUGAAAAAAUUCUUAUUUAUAAUACUGACUGUCAUGGUUUGGCAAUAGAUAAAAAUGGAUUUCUUUAUGUUUCUGAUCCUAAGAAGAAUGAAGUGAGACGAUGGAAAAUGGGAGAAUAUAACAAUGAAGGAAUUGUAGUGGCUGGUGGAAAUGGAAAAGGAGAUGAACUCAAUCAAUUCGAUUGGCCUACUUUUAUCUUUGUUGAUGAAGAUCAGUCUGUUUACAUAUCAGAGUUGCACAAUCAUCGUGUGAUGAAAUGGGAAAAAGAUGCAAAAGAAGGAAGAAUUGUGGCUGGAGGAAAUGAUGAAGGAGGAAAACUCAAUCAAUUAUCUCAUCCUCAAGGAGUAAUUGUUGAUCAUUUUGGUCAGAUUUAUGUGGCUGAUAGUGGGAAUGAUCGAAUAAUGCGUUGGUGUGAAGGAAAAGAAAAAGGUGAAAUUGUUGUUGGUGGGAAUGGUGCAGGAAAUCAAUCAAAUCAACUGAAUCAUCCCAUAGGUUUAUCUUUUGAUGAUGAAGGAAAUCUUUAUGUUGCCGAUUUUGGAAAUGAUCGAAUUGAAAAAUUUGAAAUAGUUUUGUGA
Messenger RNA from Adineta steineri, 1341 nucleotides. The record is from the annotation of a GenBank genome assembly. NCBI's taxonomy places the organism in Eukaryota, Metazoa, Rotifera, Eurotatoria, Adinetida, Adinetidae.